This is a messenger RNA of Leishmania braziliensis MHOM/BR/75/M2904, 393 nucleotides long. RefSeq lists its product as hypothetical. Gene Ontology annotation, biological process: mRNA splicing, via spliceosome. Lineage: Eukaryota; Euglenozoa; Kinetoplastea; Trypanosomatida; Trypanosomatidae. Gene Ontology annotation, molecular function: RNA binding. The record is from RefSeq and is a predicted model, not a curated record. Gene Ontology annotation, cellular component: U4/U6 x U5 tri-snRNP complex; U6 snRNP; precatalytic spliceosome. The coding region runs from base 1 to 393 and encodes 130 amino acids. The transcript has a single exon.
AUGCUCUCCCAAUACCUGCGUAAGCGCGUCUCCGUGGUGACGGUAGAUGGUCGCAAUCUCGUCGGCGUACUACACGCAGCAGAUCAGCUACUGAACAUCGUACUCACAUCCUGCGUCGAGCGCACUGGCGCGCCGUACGACUUCAACGAUGGCGUGCCCGGAGAAAACAACGGUGUAGUCGAUGAAGGUACCUCCACGGCUGGCAGCAGUGGUAACACCGCACGCGGUGCACUGCCACCCAUGGAAGAGGUGCAACUCGGUGUGAUGAUGGUGCGCGGCUCCGACGUCGUCACGAUCGCUGCCAUCGACGUGUACGAGGAAGCUGGCACAAAUAUAAAGGAUUGGCGCGGACGGGAUAUGCCACCUGCUGCUGCAGCAGUAAGGCAGAGAUAA